Molecule: messenger RNA, 11897 nt
Organism: Dendronephthya gigantea
Lineage: Eukaryota; Metazoa; Cnidaria; Anthozoa; Malacalcyonacea; Nephtheidae
Exons: 50
Coding region: 156-11564 (3802 amino acids)
Biological process (GO): cell differentiation; multicellular organism development
Molecular function (GO): calcium ion binding; metalloendopeptidase activity; zinc ion binding
Source: RefSeq, a predicted model, not a curated record
AAAGAGCUUAACUCGUCCUGUCUACUUCAUUAUAUCGUAUCCGCUCUACGAUGACAGCUGUGAAAUUCGUGGCUUUAAUGGUUCAAACACGGAGAUUAACACUUUUUACUUAGUUUUUAAGCGAGUCUUUGCUGUCAAAGUAAAGUUCAAACGCAAUGAUGAACACUGUAUUCUGGCUAGUUUUUAUUUUUAGUUCUCUUUCCGUCGCUAAAUCAACUUUGAUUUCAAAUGCUACGGUAUUUACGGGCGAAAUUCUGAAAACAAAUGAAGAUGACACUGUAUUGGUGCGAGUUUUUAAAAGGCUGUUCGAGCAAGAAGCUGUUAAGAUUCCGUCAAUCGUAUCUCUGCAAAAUUCAGAAAAAGACGAAUCGUUGAAUGCGGCAAAAGGAGUGUACAUAUUUUAUGCUGUUCCAUUGGACAACAACAAGUUUGAACUUCUUCAUUACUGGGGUGUCAAGAAGGAGGACUUUGACGGAAUCUCGCCAAGCAGCUUAGAAGAAAUCCAACAGCAUUCCCAUCAUCGCUUGCGACGAUCAGUAGACGUGUGUAGUCGUACACUACAGUGCCGUUAUGGUGGGAAAUGCGGGCAGUUAUCAACUGGAAAAGCCACCUGCUUUUGUCCAAUCAAAUGCAGUAAGAAAGAUAAUGCUCCUGUGUGUGGUAAAGAUCGUGUCACGUACCAUAACCUUUGUACGGUACAGCGAUAUUCCUGCAUAAGGCAACGAACUAUUGAGAUUGAGCACUACGGACCAUGCAUGGUGUCCAGUUGCAAGGAAGCCCUUCAGGAAGAGCUGGGGAACAAAGAUGGCGAAUACUCGAUGCUCUUAAAUCCAAAAUGUCAACGGCCCGUAAAGGUUUACUGUCACGAUAUGCACACUUCGGAACCCACAGAAUACCUCACCCUAACCCAGGGCAGGGAUAACCACGCUCGCAUAUACGAGCGUCGUCUUCCCCGUGCCAUCCGCGACCAAUGUGGAGGACUAAACCCCGGUAACGUGCCUUAUGUUGAUGGUGGAUACACAAGAUUCUAUAAAGUAAGAUUCGAUGUACGAGGAUCGAAAAUUAUACCAAACGAUUUCAAGUUCGCCAGUAGUGCCGGGAAAGCCAUAACUUUUGGAACAGCGGGAGAUUGUUACUCUGCAAAUCUAGGAAACUGUCGAAAAGGUAGUUUUUCAAUUGAUCUAAUCGGUACUGGUAUGAGACUACAGUCUUCUGUAAGAUGGUCGGUGCAAGCUCGUCCGGCUGGUAUACAAAUGCAAGAUUUUCAAAUGACGAAUCAGAGUCAGGUCGUGUCAGCGAAGUGUGGAGGGAAUUGCGGAAAAUGCAACCCUGCUGGAGAUAUUUUAGUUGAACAACUACACUGUGGUGCGUGUGACGGCGUAUCCUGCGACUACCAUGGCACAUGUCAAUAUGAACCGCUAUCUUUCAAAGGAUAUCGCUGCGCAUGUCCAAACUGCACCUCAGAAAGACGUGCUCACACUGAUAAAGUAUGUGGUAGUGACCAUGUAACGUAUGAGAGCGAAUGCUUCAUGAACAAGAAUUCUUGUUUGAAAAAGAUAAAGAUUACAAUCGCUUACAAAGGACCUUGUAAUCCCUGCAACAACGUCACAUGCGAGAAUUAUGGCGUUUGUAAAAGAGAUCGGAACUCGUUAAAAGGAUAUCGUUGUGAAUGCCAGGAAUGUACGAGUUCUGAGGAAACAGAUUACGUAUGUGGUGAUGAUCGCAGGACAUAUCGUAACACAUGUGAGCUGAAGCUCGCAUCGUGUCGAAGAAAAAGAUUAAUCACAAUCAGUUACCUUGGCCGAUGUGAUCCAUGUCGUGGUGUUAACUGUGCGAAUUAUGGUGUGUGUAAGCCGAAUCCUCGGGCUUUGCUUGGAUAUCAAUGUGAAUGUCUGACGCAAUGUCCUCCUGAUAUAUCGAAAGUUUGUGGCAGUGACGGAAGGACGUAUACCAGCGAAUGUGCGUUAAAGCGAGCGUCGUGUCAGCGAAGGAUUACGAUAGCAAUAUCUUACAGAGGGUCUUGUGAUCCAUGCGAAGAUAAACAGUGCUUCUUCAAUUCAACCUGCAUCAAAGGUUCUGACAAUCGAGCAAGAUGUGUUUGUCCUGAGUGUUCUGGUGAAGCUGUUAACUAUAUCUGUGCAAGCGAUGGAAAUAGUUAUGUAAAUCUUUGCUCGGCAAAAAGACAGGCUUGCUUGAGAAAAUUUUUUCUCCAAUUUGUUCAUAAUGGAAAGUGCAAUCCAUGUAAAGAUAAAAAGUGUUCCUUUAAUUCACAAUGUGUGGUUGACAGGAAUUUCAGAGCUUCAUGUCAAUGUCCAAAAUGUCCUCCAAAAACAAAACGUGUUUGUGGAAAUGAUGGGAAAACAUAUAUCAAUGAAUGUGAACUGAGGAAGCAAUCUUGUAAAACGAAAACUAACAUUAAAGUUCUUCAUGAAGGAAAAUGCAAUCCAUGUGAAGAUGUAAGAUGUUCGUUCAAUGCACAAUGUGUGGUUGACAGUGAUUAUAAAGCUUCAUGUCAAUGUCCAAAAUGUCCUCCAAAAACAAAACGUGUUUGUGGAAAUGAUGGGAAAACAUAUAUCAAUGAAUGUGAACUAAGGAAGCAAUCUUGUAGAACGAAAACUAACAUUAAAGUUCUUCAUGAAGGAAAAUGCAAUCCAUGUGAAGAUAAGAAAUGCCCCAUCAAUGCACAAUGUGUGGUUGACAGGAAUUUCAGAGCUUCAUGUCAAUGUCCAAAAUGUCCUCCAAAAACAAAACGUGUUUGUGGAAGUGAUGAGAAAACAUAUAUCAAUGAAUGUGAACUGAGGAAGCAAUCUUGUACAACGAAAACCAACAUUAAAGUUCUUCAUGAAGGAAAAUGCAAUCCAUGUGAAGAUGUAAGAUGUUCGUUCAAUGCACAAUGUGUGGUUGACAGUGAUUAUAAAGCUUCGUGUCAAUGUCCAAAAUGUCCUCCAAAAACAAAACGUGUUUGUGGAAAUAAUGGAAAAACAUAUAUCAAUGAAUGUGAACUGAGAAAGCAAUCUUGUACAACGAAAACCAACAUUAAAGUUCUUCAUGAAGGAAAAUGCAAUCCAUGUGAAGAUAAGAAAUGCCCCAUCAAUGCACAAUGUGUGGUUGACAGUGAUUAUAAAGCUUCAUGUCAAUGUCCAAAAUGUCCUCCAAAAACAAAACGUGUUUGCGGGAGUGAUGGAAAAACAUAUAUCAAUGAAUGUGAACUAAGGAAACAAUCUUGUACAACGAAAACUAACAUUAAAGUUCUUCAUGAAGGAAAAUGCAAUCCAUGUGAAGAUGUAAGAUGUUCGUUCAAUGCACAAUGUGUGGUUGACAGUGAUUAUAAAGCUUCGUGUCAAUGUCCAAAAUGUCCUCCAAAAACAAAACGUGUUUGCGGGAGUGAUGGAAAAACAUAUAUCAAUGAAUGUGAACUGAGAAUGCGAUCUUGUACAACGAAAACCAACAUUAAAGUUCUUCAUGAAGGAAAAUGCAAUCCAUGUGAAGAUAAGAAAUGUCCCAUCAAUGCACAAUGUGUGGUUGACAGUGAUUAUAAAGCUUCAUGUCAAUGUCCAAAAUGUCCUCCAAAAACAAAACGUGUUUGCGGGAGUGAUGGAAAAACAUAUGUCAAUGAAUGUGAACUAAGGAAACAAUCUUGUACAACGAAAACUAACAUUAAAGUUCUUCAUGAAGGAAAAUGCAAUCCAUGUGAAGAUAAGAAAUGUCCCAUCAAUGCACAAUGUGUGGUUGACAGGAAUUUCAGAGCUUCAUGUCAAUGUCCAAAAUGUCCUCCAAAAACAAAACGUGUUUGUGGAAGUGAUGGGAAAACAUAUAUCAAUGAAUGUGAACUUAGGAAACAAUCUUGUACAACGAAAACUAACAUUAAAGUUCUUCAUGAAGGAAAAUGCAAUCCAUGUGAAGAUGUAAGAUGUUCGUUUAAUGCACAAUGUGUGGUUGACAGUGAUUAUAAAGCUUCGUGUCAAUGUCCAAAAUGUCCUCCAAAAACAAAACGUGUUUGUGGAAAUGAUGGGAAAACAUAUAUCAAUGAAUGUGAACUAAGGAAACAAUCUUGUACAACGAAAACUAAUAUUAAAGUUCUUCAUGAAGGAAAAUGCAAUCCAUGUGAAGAUAAGAAAUGUCCAAUCAAUGCACAAUGUGUGGUUGACAAUGAUUAUACAGCUUCGUGCCAAUGUCCAAAAUGUCCUCCAAAAACAAAACGUGUUUGUGGAAGUGAUGGAAAAACAUAUAUCAAUGAAUGUGAACUAAGGAAGCAAUCUUGUACAACGAAAACUAACAUUAGAGUUCUUCAUGAAGGAAAAUGCAAUCCAUGUGACGACAAGGAAUGCCCCAUCAAUGCACAAUGUGUGGUUGACAGUGAUUACAAAGCUUCAUGUCAAUGUCCAAAAUGUCCUCCAAAAACAAAACGUGUUUGUGGAAGUGAUGGGAAAACAUAUAUCAAUGAAUGUGAACUUAGGAAACAAUCUUGUACAACGAAAACUAACAUUAAAGUUCUUCAUGAAGGAAAAUGCAAUCCAUGUGACGAGAAGCAUUGUUCCAACAAUGCACAAUGUGUGGUUGACAGUGAUUAUAAAGCUUCAUGUCAAUGUCCAAAAUGUCCUCCGAAAACAAAACGUGUUUGUGGAAAUGAUGGAAAAACAUAUAUCAAUGAAUGUGAACUGAGGAAACAAUCUUGUACAACGAAAACUAGCAUUAAAGUUCUUCAUGAAGGAAAAUGCAAUCCAUGUGAAGACAAGAAAUGUCCAAUCAAUGCACAAUGUGUGGUUGACAGUGAUUAUAAAGCUUCAUGUCAAUGUCCAAAAUGUCCUCCUGAAACAAAACGUGUUUGCGGAAGUGAUGGAAAAACAUAUAUCAAUGAAUGUGAACUAAGGAAGCAAUCUUGUACAACAAAAACUAACAUUAAAGUUCUUCAUGAAGGAAAAUGUGAUCCAUGUAAAGACAAGAAAUGUUAUUACAACUCGACAUGUGUUGAAGGAAACGACAACAAAGGAUAUUGCGUUUGUCCGCAAUGUUCAGAUGAACCCGUAGAUUACGUUUGCGCAAGUGAUGGAAACACUUAUCCAAAUGAAUGUCAAGAAAGAAGAACAGCAUGCAUGACCAAAUCUUUACUAAAAACAAUUCACAAAGGAAAGUGUGAUCCAUGUGAAGAUAAGAACUGUUCCUUCAACGCACAGUGUGUCGUUAAUAAAAACUAUAAAGCCUCAUGUAAAUGUCCAAAAUGUCCUCCUGAAACAAAGCAUGUUUGCGGGAGUGAUGGAAAAACGUAUAUCAAUGAAUGUGAACUAAGGAAACAAUCUUGUACAACGAAAACUAACAUCAGAGUUCUUCAUGAAGGAAAGUGCAAUCCAUGUGAAGACAAAAUAUGUUAUUACAACUCAACGUGUACUAAAGGCAACGACAACAAAGGAUAUUGUAUAUGCAAGCAGUGUUCUGAUGAACCCAUAGAAUAUGUUUGUGCAAGUGAUGGAAACACUUAUCCAAAUGAAUGUCAGGCGAGAAAAAAGGCCUGUAUGACAAGAUCUCCACUAAAAACAAUUCACAAAGGGAAGUGUGAUCCAUGUCAAGAUGUAAAGUGCUUCUUCAAUGCUCAGUGUGUGGUUGACAGUGAUUAUAAAGCUUCAUGUCAAUGCCCAAAAUGUCCUCCAAAAACAAAACGUGUUUGUGGAAGUGAUGGAAAAACAUAUAUUAAUGAAUGUGAACUAAGGAAACAAUCUUGUAGAACGAAAACUAACAUUGGGGUUCUUCACGAAGGCAAAUGUGAUCCAUGUGAGGACAAGAAAUGUUCUUACAACUCGACAUGCACCAAAGGAAAAGACCACAAAGCAUAUUGUGUUUGUCCACAAUGUUCAAAUGAACCAGUGGAAUAUGUUUGCGCAAGUGAUAGAAAGACAUAUCCGAAUGAAUGUCAAGCAAAAAAAACAGCAUGUAUGACAAGAUCUUUACUAAAAACUGUUCACAAAGGAAAGUGUGAUCCAUGCGAAGGAGUUAAAUGCAAAAACUAUGGUGUGUGCAAAGGUGAUCCUCAGUCGGAAAAAGGAUACCAGUGCGUUUGCCGUGAAUGUUUAAAUGUAGGAACUCCAGUCUGUGGCAGUAACAGGAGAACGUACAAAAGUGAAUGUUUCUUAAAGAGGACAUCAUGUCGAAAGAAUAAAUAUCUGUACGUAACUCAUGUAGGACCUUGUGACCCGUGUAAGACGACAAAAUGCCACCAUGGUGCAACAUGCGUGAUUGGAAGAGACUACAAAGCUUAUUGUCAAUGUCCUCAAUGCAGUAACACGACUGAGAAUCCUGUUUGUGGUAGUGAUGGUAAAACUUACCCCAGUGAAUGCGAAGUUAGACGAAUCUCGUGUAUGACUGCAUUGCCCAUUGCUGUAGUCAAGCAGGGAAAAUGUGAUGAAUGCAACUGUCCACCGUAUGCUGAAUGUCAGCGCGAUGAACAAGCCACAAAAGGUUUCAAAUGUGUUUGUCCUUCAACGAGUUCAGAGGAUCAGAGUACAGUGUGCGGGAGUGAUGGUAGGACGUACACGAACAGAAAGGUUUUGCAGAGAGAAUCGUGUCUGACUGAAGUAAAAAUUGAUAUUCUAUACUCAGGAACGUGCUCGCCAUGUCGUGGUCGAGAAUGCUCUCAUCAUGCAGAAUGUGUUGCUCGAGGUGACCAAGGGAUAUGUCAGUGUCCACAAAGAUGUCCAGACAAUAUUAAACCUCGUAUAGUUUGUGCCAGUGAUGGAAACACUUAUGACAAUGAAUGCCAACUAAGAAGAGCUUCUUGUCUUCAGCAGAGACCGUUAGAAGUUAAACACAAUGGACCUUGCACGGAAUGUAAGUGUCCACCAUACGCGCAAUGUCGACGUGACGAAGAUAAUUUCAAGAAAUAUAAAUGUGUCUGUCCUUCAUCAAGUUCAACUGAUCAAAGUGAAGUUUGUGGUAGUGAUGGAAGAACGUACGUCAACAAACAAGUUUUGGAAAGAGAGUCUUGUGUAACUGAUAUCAAAAUAACUGUAUUAUAUGCUGGAGUUUGCAUUCCAUGUCGUGGUCGAGAAUGCUCUCAUCAUGCAGAAUGUGUUGCUCGAGGUGAUCAAGGAAUAUGCCAGUGUCCACAAAGAUGUCCAGACAAUAUUAAACCUCGUAUAGUUUGUGGCAGUGAUGGAAAUACUUAUGACAAUGACUGCCAACUUAGGAGAGCUUCUUGUCUUCAGCAGAGACCGUUAGAAGUUAAACACAAUGGACCUUGUACGGAAUGUAAGUGUCCACCAUACGCGCAAUGUCGACGUGACGAAGAUAAUUUCAAGAAAUAUAAAUGUGUCUGUCCUUCAUCAAGUUCAACUGAUCAAAGUGAAGUUUGUGGUAGUGAUGGAAGAACGUACGUCAACAGACAAGUUUUGGAAAGGAAAUCUUGUGUAACUGAUAUCAAAAUAGCUAUAAUAUAUGCUGGAGUGUGCAUUCCAUGUCGUGGUCGAGAAUGCUCUCAUCAUGCAGAAUGUGUUGCUCGAGGUGAUCAAGGGAUAUGUCAGUGUCCACAAAGAUGUCCAGACAAUAUUAAACCUCGUAUAGUUUGUGGCAGUGAUGGAAAUACUUAUGACAAUGAAUGCCAACUUAGGAGAGCUUCUUGUCUUCAGCAGAGACCGUUAGAAGUUAAACACGAUGGACCUUGCAAUGUUUGCCACAACAAUACUUGUGCGUAUUACUCAAGAUGCGUGCCAACGUCCAAGCGAUCAUAUAGCUGUGUUUGUCCUCGUGAAUACUACAGUCGGGUCAGCAAGGUCUGUGGUAGCGAUGGACGAACAUAUCGCAACGAAAUGACAUUACAACAAGAAUCAUGUCUCAGACAGGUUUCUAUCGAAGUGAUUCAUAAAGGAGUAUGUGGGCCAUGUCGGGGCAGGGAAUGCGAUUUUAACGCAGUCUGUGUGGCUACGCCUAAUGGCAACGCGUUAUGCCGCUGUCCAAAGCAAUGUUUCACGAUUCCAAAGCCAGUAUGUGGUAGUGAUGGACAAACCUACGAAGAUGAAUGUGAAAUGAAGAGAGCGUCGUGUAUCAAGCGGGAACCCAUCACCGCUGUGAGGCCAGGAGAAUGUCCAACAGCACCUGAAGAAGACGUGGACAUCAUCUAUGCUCUUGGUUCUAUUGCCCGGAAUCACGUUCCCUUGUUUGAAAUAGAGAAGAACAUAACGAGAGCGAUUAUCCAGCAGCAAAAUUCUCCACAAACCAGACACGGUCUGAUCGUUUUUGGAAAAGAUCCGAAAGAAGUGAGCCCUUUGGAAAAUUUCAAGAGUGAACCCGAACUGGUGGAAAAGCUAAUGGAUUUGAAAUGGCCAUCCGAAGCGAAGAGUUUAGCGCCUCCGCUUAACAAAGGCACCCAAGUUUUUAAGGAGCAAGGUCGACCAGGUUCACGGCGAUUUCUGGUCAUAUUCAUAACAGGCCAACUGGACAGGACAAGUGAUGAUCUGAAAAAGGCCGCGAGAAAAAUUCACGAUUCUGGCGGGAAGAUCGUGGCGUAUAAACUAAGUGAUUUGCCCAGAGAUGAAGAGUUCGUUCGAGUCAUACCACAAGAUCAGAUUCUCAAAGUCGACGCAAAAGAUGACCCUUGGAGGCUGGCAAUGUUGUUUCAUUUUCAAACAAGAAAAGCGCCAUGUCAGAUUCUCAACUGCCAAAAUUAUGCGAUAUGCAGAUCAUCAGCGAGUCAGCAAGCACGUUGUGAAUGUCCAACCUGCCCAAAACGUGAAGAUCCUGUGUGUGGAAGUGACAGAAAAACCUAUUCCAGCGAGUGUGAAUUGCGUAGAGUAUCGUGUUUAGCAGGAAGACCUUUGGCUGUGAAACAUACGGGAAAAUGCGCGAAAAAGCAGGAUGAAAGUACGGUUUUUGUCAUGGGUUCAAGCGGUCCUAAUGCGGAAAAGGUUUUUACACAUCAGAAAGAGAUCGUUAAAGAGUUUGUCAACAACCAAACUAACCCAGAUGCAAAAUUCACUGUCGUUACUUACGGUCCAAGCACGACAAGAACCUGGAAAUUGGACGAACCAAAUAAGCAGAAACGGAACAAAAUUAUCAACUCGGUGUCCUGGAACGGUCGGGGGACGAGAUUAGAUCUUGGACUGAGUGAAGCGUACAACGUGUUGAAAAGGACGAAGCCCAAUACUCAAAAGCGAGUGUACAUUUUUGUUUCACAAGAAGCAGACGUGGGGAGCGAGCCAGUGAAGAAAAUCAUUGGUAAACUUUUGGAAGAUGGUACAGAGUUGAUUACGAUUCAAAUAGUCGACCGUGAUGAUCCAGGAAAAGAAAAGAAGAUUGUGCCGAGGACAAAAUUUGUUGUCAAGAUUCAUGCUCGUGACGACCCGAAGAAGUUGGCACAAUUGUUGAUAGUCACAUUCUAUACUGAUCCUUGUAUGAGGCUCAAAUGUAGCAAGUAUUUUGGUUCCUGUGUGGUGUCGUUACACAGUGUACCUGAAUGUAAAUGUCUUCAUGAUUGUGACUAUGUGGACGAGCCUGUGUGUGGUAAAGAUAAAAACACUUAUUUCAGUGAAUGUGCUCUUAUGAAAGAUAGUUGUAUACGAGAAGUUCCCAACAGUGUCAGCCAUGGCGGACAAUGCAAACACUGUGGGAAUCUCAAUUGCCCUCCAUACAGCAAGUGCAUGCUGAGCAGCUCAGGUGAACCGUACUGCGCAUGUCGAGAGGUGUCAAAAUGCCCUCGUGAAUACAAGAGAUUCUGCGACAAAGACAAAAAAGCUUAUAAAAAUUUAUGUGUCUUGAAAGCUGAAGCAUGUGAGGCCAAUAAAACUGUGGAGAUCACCGAUGCCAGUUAUUGUGCGCCAAGAUUUUUCUCUGGAGAUUCAUUCUUGAGCCUAAGAACUCCUGUCCAAGGUGACCGGACCGAGUUGGUACUCUACAUCCGUCCAAUGACGGACGAAGGAGUAUUGCUUUAUACGGAUUCAGAGAAAUCAGGAGAUUUCUUGGGGCUGGCUUUAAAGGAUGGUCAUCUUAUUUAUCGGCAUGACGUAGGCUCUGGUCCGGUGGAGUUGAGAAGCGAUGAAAAGUUGAACCUGAAUCAUUGGCAUAAGAUAAGAGUUUCCCGCCGUGGCAAUAGGGCUGUCGUCAGCGUCGAUACAACGAUAGCGAGAAGUAGACGAUCUGUUACUUCAAGUUAUAUCUUAAACGUAGACAACCGUCUUUAUCUGGGGGGAAUAAACGUUAGAAAAGAAAGACUGACCAAGAAUCUUGGAGUGUCAGCUAGCUAUCAGGGGUGCCUGAAGGACCUGGUGCUGAAUAACGAACAGUACGAUCUCCUGUUUCCAGGGAAACAUAUAUUACGUCAGCGAAAUGUACGAAGCUGCCCCGACAAUCCUUGUUUACAGCGGCCUUGUCAAAACGGGGGCAAGUGUCAAUUUCUGGGAGAAUCGUACCGAUGCUUAUGUCCGCGAGGAUUUGUGGGAAGACGAUGUCAAGGCAGAGAUCGGGCAGUCUAUAUGCGAGGAGAGAAUUCUUAUCUUGCCGUACCCGCUGUGACAAAAAGAUGGUUGUUCUCUCUGUCCAUGGAAAUCAGACCAAAAGAACGAGAUGCGGUUAUAUUUUAUGCCAGCGCUCGACGUUAUGGCGAAGACUGCUUGAUCUUAGAUCUGAACGAUGGACGACUAGAGCUGAGACUGAACGUGGGAACUGGUCUUAAUAUAUUCCGUACAAGUCGAAGAUUGUCGUUACACAACUGGCAUAAGGUGGCCGUAACGCGAGACAGCAACGGAGUUAGUUUGGUCGUGGAUGAUGAGAUCAUUCACAUGACUAGUAGACCUGAAUCACUCGGUGUACGUUUGAGGGGGAACAUGACUUUUGGAGCAGUCACUGAUCCGCUCGACAGGAUUAUCGUACGUGCUAAUACUGGUUUCCAGGAAUUCACCUUUACUGGAUGCUUAAAAAAUGUCAUCCUCACAGAUUACAUCCUCGAUCUCAAUAACCUCAGUCAGGAUCUGGUUGACCAGUCAGGAAUACAGACCUGUACUUCUUGUGUUGGUAACCCAUGCGGUUCCUAUGGCAACUGUAUCAGCCAGUCAGACCUGACAUUCAAGUGUGCAUGCUGGGAAAAUUUUGUUACUGACCUUUGUGAAUUCAGAGAGAAACCGUUGCACUUCAAUUCAAAGGAUUCGUACAUUUCCUUUCCUCUUUUGAACGGACACGAUGAUUUCAAAUUAUCGUUUGAAAUAAAACCAGAAAUACGGAAUGCACUUGUUCUCUACAUGAAUGGAAAAUCCAACAUGGACCAUUUUGCUAUCGCAAUCAUCAACGGUAUAUUACAGCUAAGAUUAAAUGCCGGCGGUGGUCAGUUUAUAGCACGUUUCGCCCAACCAAUUGCUUUGUUUACUUGGCACAAAAUUGAAGUUGAAAGAAACGAGAGAACUGUAACCAUCACUUUGAAUGAAGACUUGAGAGCAGCCAUCGUUCUUUCAAAGAAGUUUACUGUUCUUGAUUUUCGAGGACAAAUGUUCAUUGGCUCCCCAAAGACCCCCGUAGGAAGAAUCAUAGCUCGGAACAAGUCCGUUGAGAAUAUCUCCAAUUUAUUGGUUGUUUCCGAAGAUUUUACGUGAACGAGCGAAGAUAUAAUCUGGCGUAUCCAAUGGGGGACAUUCUGGAACAAAGGGAAGUUCAGAAUUGUCACGUCAGCUCUACGUAGUAAUCUUCAAUACGCAGCAGAAAUAAUUUAAGUCAUGUGCUAAGAAUAGUUCAGAAUGGAAAAUAAAAACGAGGUCAUUUAUUAUAGCUCUUUCUUAUUUGUAAAAUAUAUACAUAUAUACAAAUAUCUAUAACAGAAAGGACUGUUCUUCAGUUGCCUGAUGGUCGUUUCAAUACGGAAACUUACAACAACAAUAUUUUAAGAGAUAAUUUGUUUAUUUGCUCUUGAAAAAUAUAUAUAUUUUGUA